AUGACCUUUGACCUCUGUGACCUCUGUGACCCCUGUGACCCCUGGGGACCACCCACGACGUUCCCCUCCCCCACGGGCCACCCACAAAGUUUUUCCCAUCCCCCACCCAUGUUUGACCGUAGUAUCACCCCAAUGACCUUUGACAUGAGGGGCGUGGUCCGAACAGAGGGUGAAUUCCCGUCCCAGGAGAUAGUAGCGGAGGGUGAGGACAGCCCACCUGAUGGCCAAACACUCCUUCUCCACGGUGCUGUACUUAGUCUCUCUCUUAGAGAGCUUACGACUAAUGUACAGCACCGGCCGCUCCUCACCCUCUAUCUCCUGAGACAGGACAGCACCCAACCCUCGGUCCGACGCGUCAGUCUGCAACAAAAAUGGGAGAGAGAAAUCAGGAGAGUGAAGCAACGGCCCGCCACACAGAGCAGCCUUUACUUGGGUAAAGGCCUGCUGGCACAGCUCCGUCCACUGGACCGUAUCUGGUGCCUCCUUUUUAGUAAGAUCAGUCAAGGGGCUGGUGAGGUCCGAAUAAUUAGGCACAAACCUUCUAUAAUAUCCCGCCAGCCCCAAGAACUGUCUCACCUCCUUUUUGGUCUUAGGGCGCGGACAGGUCGCAACUGCUGCAGUCUUAUCAAUUUGGGGACGCACCUGUCCAUGCCCCAAGUGGAAACCCAGAUACUUUACUUCCACGCGCCCAAUUGCACACUUCUUCGGGUUGGCCGUGAGUCCAGCCCCCCUCAGCGACUUCAAGACCGCCCUCAAAUGCUGCAUAUGCCGCUGCCAGUCAUUACUGAAUAUGAUGAUAUCAUCCAGAUAGGCAGCCGCAUAUGCAGCAUGGGGCCGCAAAACCCUGUCCAUCAGCCGCUGAAAGGUAGCCGGUGCCCCGAACAGCCCGAACGGAAGUGUAACAAAUUGGUGUAAUCCAAACGGCGUCGUGAAAGCUGUUUUUUCUCGGGAUAACGGAGAUAAGGGGAUCUGCCAAUAACCCUUUGUUAAGUCCAGUGUCGAAUAAAAACGAGCCGUACCAAGCCGGUCAAGCAAUUCGUCAACCCGUGGCAUUGGAAAUGCGUCGAAUUUCGACACAGCAUUCACCUUGCGAAAAUCCACACAGAACCGGACCGAGCCGUCCGUCUUAGGAACCAAAACUAUCGGGCUCGCCCAGUUACUGUUGGAUUCUUCUAUUACUCCCAUCUCAAGCAUCGCACCUAAUUCUUCCUGAACUACUUUUUUCUUGUGUUCAGGCAAGCGAUACGGCCGGCUGCGAACCACCACGCCCGGCUCUGUCUCGAUAUGGUGCUGAAUGAGGUUUGUACGGCCAGAGAUUGUUUUUUUAUAUUCGCC
This is a messenger RNA of Megalobrama amblycephala (Wuchang bream), 1335 nucleotides long. RefSeq lists its product as uncharacterized. The record is from RefSeq and is a predicted model, not a curated record. The transcript is spliced from 3 exons. The coding region runs from base 1 to 915 and encodes 304 amino acids. Lineage: Eukaryota; Metazoa; Chordata; Actinopteri; Cypriniformes; Xenocyprididae.